AUGCCAGAAAUUAAAAUUCAACACGUAGUGUCAUACAGCAGCCAGGAUUCCAAUAAUCCUGCUGAGAAUCUCUUGAAACCUGAUGGAACCCACAAAUGGAAAUGUGGCAAAGUUGGAGAGAAGCAGUCUUCUGUUGUUUUACAAUUCGAAAAGGCUUCCAUCAUCCACUCUAUAGACAUUGGUAAUGACAGUUCCGCCUUUGUAGAGAUUCUUGUUGGCCGUUCAUCAUCUGAUAAAGAUUUCCAGAACAUAACAUAUGGUUUGUCUUUCAUUAAAUUCCAUUCCCCACCUGAGAAUCCAGCAGCCUCGACAACAUCUGCCAUGGCAACAACAAAUGAUGAUUUGACAAAUCCCCAAAAAAUUGGUGCUUUCUUUUUUCGAAAAGAUGAAGAUGAUGUAAAGGUGGGCAGUUUUUUUGCUCGUCAUAAAGAAAAACCGGAAUCUCCUCCAUUAACAGUUGUGAGAGUAGGGGCAGCAGGUUCAAUUAUUCUGUUAAAAGAAAAAAAUUUUUCUUCUUUCUUUGUAAAGACGAAGAACAAGCGUAAGCAUGACAUGAGUGAUGAUGAAGAUGGUGUUGAGGAAAAGAAAAGCAAGUUGAGCCGAAGUGAAACAAAUCCUGCAAGCCGGUCUACGGAUGAGGAAAAAUCAUAUCAUCGUCACAAGGAUGAACAUGAGAAGUCCAAACACAGCCGAGAUGAUGAAAAGAAAGAGAAAAAAUCUGCCCACCGAGAUGACACCAAACAUCGUGAUAGCAGUAACAGUCAUCACAAUAACUCUACAACAUCCAAGUCCUUAUCAAAAAACCAGGAAUUAUCGAAAGGUGCCAAGCCAUUUCAUAAAAUUAUGGACGGUGUUGUGUUUGUGCUUAGUGGAUUCCAGAAUCCAUUUCGUGGGGAACUGAGAGACAAAGCAAUAGAGAUGGGAGCCAAGUACAGACCUGAUUGGAUGGACGGAUGCACCCACCUUGUAUGUGCCUUUGCAAACACACCUAAAUAUGCCCAAGUGAAAGGAAAAGGCAAAAUAGUGACAAAACAUUGGAUCACUGAUUGCUACAAACAGAAAACAUUGUUACAUUGGAAAAGGUACCGAUUAGUUGAUAAUGAAUCAGGUAAAGAUUCUGAAGACGACAAAACAGUCGAAAGUUCACAGGAUUUGCAUAAGACUGACUCACAGAAGAAAGAAACAGAUCCAGAUUUUAUGCCCGUAAAACAAGAUGAGAGUCAAUCAGAUGAACAGUCAGAGGAUGAUACUGAUGAUGAGGUUAGACGGAUAAAAGAAGCUGAUGCAAAAAAGAAGUCCCCUGGUAAAAACUAUGAUUCUGUUCCUUCCUCAUCAAGUUUAGGAGACAGCACAUUGCCUUUGGAACAAUCAAUGAAUGAAGAUGAUGCAUAUGAUAUUGCAACUGAUGUGGAUGAAGACAGUGGUUCAGAUGGGGAAUUGCCAGAACUUCCAGAUUUUCUGGCAGGGAAACAUUUUUUCCUUUAUGGAGAACUGAGUGAAAAAGAACGACACAAUCUCACUCGUUACAUUGUUGCUUAUAACGGAGAACUAGAAGAUUACAUGAAUGAAAAAGUUGACUUUGUGAUAACUGCUGAACCCUGGGACGACAACUUUGAUGAGGCUCUGACCAAUUACCCCCAGUUGACAUUUGUGCGUCCCAGAUGGCUGUAUAAGUGUUAUGAGAACAAUAAGCGGGUCCCAUAUCAGCCACACAUAGUGACCCCCUAA
Messenger RNA from Acanthosepion pharaonis, 1728 nucleotides. Lineage: Eukaryota; Metazoa; Mollusca; Cephalopoda; Sepiida; Sepiidae. The record is from the annotation of a GenBank genome assembly.